GUUGAUCAGUCAGUUCAGCCUCUUCGACGCCAUAUUCGAAAUGGCGCCUGUCGCAGGGUCUUCAAAGGUGACUUCCCCCCAUGAUUAUACCGAGGGAGCGUCCACCGUCGAUAUUGAGGAAGCCGUGACCAGCAGCAGGCGGUCCCGACGUGAUUCCCAGCACAGUGCAGGUGGCGAAGGCGCUAUAUUCUCUGGCCCUGGCCACAGCGACUUUGUCAACCCGAGCAGCGUGUCAAGGAUGUCUCAUAUAGAGCAUGGCAGACGUAGCAGCGAAGGGCACUCUCGCAGUCGUCGACUCAGUCAGGAAUCGCGAGUCUCGGGCCGGCAGAAGGUAUCACGAAGAGACAGUGAAGUAUCACGACAGAGCAUACAUCUAGAGGACGGCUCCGACGAAGGAGAUCGCAGCACGAUGUCGUGGGAAGGUCGUCGACCGAGAGCAGAUUCUCCUGCUCCUAAAGCGAACGUAUUCGAGAACCUCGCAAACCUCUUUGUCCGGAGUUCGUCACCAGAUCAACCGCGGCGUCCUGCCCUCUCCCGACGGUCUUCACGCUCCCAGAGCAGACGUUCGCGUCACAGCAGGCAAUCAGAUGCAAGCUCUGACUACGCCGUGGACACCGAAGACGACGACGAAGAGCGCUGGGGAUACUCUUCAGGGGAGGAAGAUUCAGAUGACGACUCUUUUGCGAAUACUCUUCCUGACAAUAUUUCAGUAUCCGCAAGUAUGGAAUAUGAUUCAGACCCACCGUCACCUGGUAUGUCUCAAGGUCUGCCCCUUCUCACCUCGGACCAGAUAUUUGGCGGUGAAUCACGAAUUGACAUGGAGAUACCUUUGGCUUUACUCCCACCUCCACCGCCGGGUCCGCCGAGUCGGCAGACGAUUCACAUUCCUGACGAAGAUAGUACUAUACGCUUAAUUGGAUAUGAAAUAGUUGCCUGGCGUCAAUGGGCUUGGCGUAUAGGAUGCGUUUUCUCGUUUGACAUCCUAGGUCUCUUAGGCCACUGGUUUCCCGUACUCUGGCUGCGAUGGUGCGCGCGCGAGAAAGCAUUCAUUGACGCAAGCAACGGGUUCGUUGUCGUAGAGUCGGCCUAUAGAGACAUCGCUAUCUUCCCUAUUCACACGAUCAAAUACCCCUAUUCUCUGUCCACAGUAUUCUCAUCACCUCUAGACCCAGCAUCUAUAAUAGACUCGUCAUUGAAGACGGCCGACGGGCCAGACACAGGAGAAGAUGCUUUGUUGCGCAAAUUAUCUAUUUUGGAUUACCGCUAUUCGCGGUUCGCUUUGGACCCUAGAACAGGAUUAUUUGGUGUAGUAAGGGAUUGGCGAGAUUCAUCCUGGGUUGGAGUUGCGUCUGUUCAGAAUGGUCUAACGGAUGAUGUCCGCAAACAGCGUGUUACGUUAUUUGGUCCUAAUGCCAUCGACAUUGAAGGUAAAUCCACCGUCGCUUUGUUGGUGGAAGAAGUGAUUCAUCCCUUCUAUGUCUUCCAAAUUGCUAGCAUCGUUCUCUGGUCAUUGGAUGAUUAUUACUAUUAUGCAUUUUGCAUUGCGCUGAUCUCCGUCAUAAGCGUAACAACGACACUUAUCGAGACUAAGAAGACAAUUACAAGGAUGCGGGAAAUGUCCCGGCUAUCGUGCAAGAUGGAUACUCUGGUCAAUGGUGUUUGGACAGAGCGCGAUUCGAGCAGCCUUGUGCCUGGAGACAUUGUCAACCUCUCGAGUUCUGACUUCACAUUAAUUCCGUCCGAUAUGUUUCUUUUGUCGGGUGACGCAAUCGUUAACGAGAGCAUGCUUACUGGCGAGAGUAUUCCGGUCAGCAAAAUACCGAUCAAAGACGAGGAUCUCCUGAAUUGGAAAGAAAACAAGCCCGAGAAUCCAAAGGCCUAUAUGUAUGGAGGAACCCGUGUUAUUAGAAUUCGCGGUGCUCUAGGUUCUGAUGCAGGACCAGGAAGACCUGCGCUCGCUAUGGUUGCCAGGACAGGCUUCAAUACCACAAAGGGGGCACUGAUCCGUUCCAUGCUGUUCCCAAAACCAAUUGGGUUUAAAUUCUACCGUGACUCUGUUCGUUUCAUAUUUGUUUUAGCGGGAAUUGCGGCUCUAGGAUUUAGUACCAGUGCCAUACAGUUCAUCAGGAUUGGACUCAAAUGGCAGACCAUCAUCAUACGUGCUCUGGAUCUCAUUACUGUUGUAGUUCCACCCGCCCUGCCUGCGACAUUGUCCAUCGGUACUAGUUUUGCCAUUGGAAGACUUCGAAAACUAGGAAUAUAUUGCAUAUCGCCAAGUAGGAUCAAUGUUGGUGGGAAAGUCAAUGUCUGCUGUUUUGACAAGACAGGCACACUAACUGAGGACGGAUUGGAUAUUCUGGGUGUAAGAGCUCUUGAUCGCAAUGAUCAAAGAUUCGGUGAACUGAUCGAUGACGUGUAUGACAUGCCGCUGGGGAAGGACAAUGCCACGUUCUUGCAUGCUCUCGCGACUUGUCAUUCGUUGAAGAUGGUGGAUGGGGAACCUCUCGGUGAUCUACUCGACAUGAAGAUGUUCUCGUUCACUAAAUGGACGCUGGAAGAAGGACGGGUUUCUGGUACCGGUAUUAUUAAAUCAAAAUCUGGCACAAUCAUGGAACAAGCUGCGCUGGUCCAGAUAGUUGUACGCCCUCCAGGAAGUGCCCAAUUUCGAUUAGAAGAUGCAUUUAAAGGAGCCACGAAGCAUGCGCAUUUCUUGGAGUUGGGAGUAAUCAGAACAUUUGAAUUCGUAUCCGGUCUUCGACGAAUGAGCGUUAUUGUCAAGAGGCUCAAGAGCAGCAGCAUGGAAAUAUAUGUCAAAGGUGCACCUGAGGUUAUGGGCGAUAUAUGCGACCAAGAUUCUUUUCCAGAAGAUUAUGACGAUUUGCUAUCUUACUACACAAAGCGUGGCUACCGAGUCAUAGCCAUAGCAGGUAAGAGCAUUGAGGGUUUAUCGUGGUUGAAAGCUCAGAGAAUGAAACGAGAACAAGCAGAAAGCGGGCUUCGCUUUCUUGGCUUGGUCAUAUUCGAAAAUAAGAUCAAGCCUGGAACUGGGCCUGCAAUCCACGCCUUGCGCUCCGCACAUCUUGCAUGUCGCAUGAUCACUGGAGAUAACCCACUGACUGCGGCCAGUGUAGCCAGAGAAUGUGGUCUUAUUAAUCAGGCUGCUCAUGUCUUUUAUCCCAUGUUCGUUCGAGGGAACACCUUGACGCCGCAGUCUGGACUGGAAUGGCCAUGCAUGGAUGACCCUUCCUGGACACUCGAUUCGUAUAGUUUGAAACCUCUAGUUCCGCCAGCUCAUCAUACUGUUGAAGCAGUUGAAAUCGACUAUCACGACUAUGCACUCGUAGUGACAGGCGAUAUCUUUCGGUGGAUGAUCAACUAUGCGCCGUUCGAAACGCUGCAGCGGAUGCUGGUGAAGACCCAGAUCUUUGCGCGCAUGUCUCCAGACGAGAAAAAUGAGGUAGUAGAGCGGUUGCAAGCACUCGGGUAUACUGUGCUCAUGUGCGGAGACGGUGCCAACGACUGCGCUGCCUUGAAGGCUGCUGAUGUAGGCAUAUCUCUUUCAGAGGCCGAAGCCAGUGUCGCUGCACCAUUCACUGCGAGCACUCCGGACAUUGGCUGUGUCACUGAGCUCAUCAAAGAGGGUAGAGCUGCCCUCGUUACCAGUUUCAGUUGCUUUAAAUACAUGGCCUUGUACUCAAUGAUCCAGUUCACUACAGUGACCCUGCUAUACUCGUUCGCGUCAUCUUUGGGUGACUUUCAGUUCCUUUAUAUUGAUCUCUUCAUUAUAAUCCCUGUGGCCAUUUCAAUGGGUCGUACUCUCCCCUAUCCUCGUAUCCAUCCGAAGCGACCAACAGCGAGCCUCGUAUCCAGAAAAGUCUUGAGUAGCAUCAUUGGGCAGAUUGCAAUCACAUGUGUUGUGCAAAUCUGGGCUUAUCUGUGGGUUCGUGAACAGGAAUGGUAUACACCUCCCCAGGAGGGUAAAACUUCCCAAGGUAACAAGCUAGAGUCAAGGAAUUUCGAGAACUCUGUCUUGUUUUUGGUGUCAUGUUUCCAAUAUAUCCUGGUGGCUGCUGUUUUCAGUAUAGGUCCACCUUACCGGAAAGCUAUGCAGACGAAUACUCUUUUGAUGAUGGCUAUAGGAGUCCUCUCCACGUUUAGCUUACUAGUCUUACUGUUUGCACCGGCUGUUUUGACGGACUGGUUGACCCUGAUGGUGCUCCCUCCGCGUGCCAGGAUGGUGCUACUGAUGGCGGUGGUUGUCAACAUUGGCGUUUCUCUUCUUUUCGAACAAUAUGGUGCACAAACGGUGGCGACGGCCAUUGGAACGGUUCUAAGUUGGCGGCGAGGUCGCCGGCGGGAUAGAGACGGGAAGGUGUACAAAUCAGUUGAGGGUGGGAUGCGGUGAGCUUAGUCGAGUAGUUUACUUGAGUUUACGGUGGUGAUGGUUGAUAUACUGGUUUCCAACUGUUA
Molecule: messenger RNA, 4470 nt
Organism: Guyanagaster necrorhizus
Lineage: Eukaryota; Fungi; Basidiomycota; Agaricomycetes; Agaricales; Physalacriaceae
Exons: 18
Coding region: 41-4405 (1454 amino acids)
Biological process (GO): transmembrane transport; intracellular calcium ion homeostasis
Cellular component (GO): membrane
Molecular function (GO): P-type ion transporter activity; ATP binding; ATPase-coupled monoatomic cation transmembrane transporter activity
Source: RefSeq, a predicted model, not a curated record